UCAGAUUUGGUCGAGUGUUUGGAAUUGAUAGUGAAUAAAAAUUGCAAAAAAAAGAAAAUAAUAGGAUUCCAACAUGUCAAAACAACAAUUACCAAAUAAAGAAACAAUAGCAGAACUUCGCCGUCAAAUUGGAAAACAACGGAAACAUUACGAACAGUUAAUAAAAAAUGUUCGAGCAAAACAUUGUAAAGAGAAAGAAGAACUGGAGAAAUCAUUAUCGGAUCUUUAUGAUAAAUUCAUUGAAAAACUCAAAUACUUGAUGGAACUCAAUGCCUUGGAUAAAGAAAACGGGAAGUUGGUUGAUAUGGUAUUUGAAAUUUCGAGAAAUUGGACUCAAAUUAAUACUUUAUUCGCGGAGUUUUUUGGAAUGAAUGAAACUUUGAAAAUUAUUGAAGAAAAUGGAGACAUGUAUGGUCAUCUGACGGAAAUCAUCAAGAAUAGAAUGAUGGUAAAAUCGAAAAUAAUAAUAGCACUUUACGAAGAUACCAAGAAAAUUGUACUGGAAUUGCUGAAAUCAAUUGAAAGUUUUCUAGACUUUUAUGUGCUAGGAAUGGAUGAGAAUCAUCGCAUUGGAAUGAUCAAAAUGUUGAAUUUAAUGAAAAACGUUCCUUUUGCUGUUUUAAACGAGAAAGAGCGCAUUGAUGGAACAAUCGACGAGAUCAAGAAAACCGUAACAGAAAUUGAAUCAGAACUACUGAGACUUCCACUGAGCAAUUUGAGACCUCGCCGAUCAAUUCGACAAAUAUUAUGGGAAGAAGUGGAUUUAUAUGAAGCAAUCAGAACUGGAACAGUGUUUGCCUUAGAAGGAAUACAUCUGACUGGCGAGGCUCAACCAAAAUCUAGUUAACUGAACGUUGAAGCUUGGUUUAACCCAGUUCUGAUUUUAUCUUGUACACUGUAUAAUAUUUCUUCAACAAUUGAAAACUUGUAUAAAAUGUUUCACUUCA
Messenger RNA from Caenorhabditis elegans, 947 nucleotides. RefSeq names its product DUF4200 domain-containing protein (gene C06E4.8). The transcript is spliced from 5 exons. Bases 74 to 847 code for a protein of 257 amino acids. The record is from RefSeq and is marked reviewed. NCBI's taxonomy places the organism in Eukaryota, Metazoa, Nematoda, Chromadorea, Rhabditida, Rhabditidae.